Molecule: messenger RNA, 2553 nt
Organism: Iphiclides podalirius (scarce swallowtail)
Lineage: Eukaryota; Metazoa; Arthropoda; Insecta; Lepidoptera; Papilionidae
Source: the annotation of a GenBank genome assembly
AUGCCAUCUGUUAAUACUUGUUGCGUUCCUGGAUGCUCGGAGAUGAGCGCAUCUACGCGCAUACUUCAUAGUUUUCCUAAUCCAAUGAAGGACCAUAAACGUUUUCACACGUGGAUAUCUAACAUUGGUGCGCCUGAACUCGCGGGAUUAACAAAUGAAACCAUUUAUAAAUGUCGCCGUGUUUGCCAUGCACACUUCGAGCGAAAAUAUUGGUGUCGUUAUGAGAGGAUUUCAAAAGUAGCGAUUCCUACUUUAAAUAUACUACAUAUAGAAGAUAAAUAUAAUCCAGAUGUUGCUUUAAAAUCUGGUGAAGCACCUAGUUUUUCAAGCUUUAACACUAGAGAAAUGGCAUUGUGCGAGAGUCAAUUGGAUUCGGCGUUGCCUCAGAUUAAGAGGGAGGUAUCCUCACCAUGCAGUGAGGGUGAGGUGUCCCCUGAGAAGAAGCCGAAAUUGGAGCCGAAUGGAGACGUAUAUGGGCUUAAAAAAGUUUUCAAGAUGGGUAAAACAAACGCUGAAAAAUGUAAAAGCUACUACUAUCGAAAGAAAGCUGCCAAGGAGGCUGAGAAAAUUCGCCAGGGCUUGUCGGUAAAAAGGCCAACAAGAAAAACAGGCGCAGAACGUACUCGUGCCUGUAGGCUGCGAAAGAGAAUGACUGGGAUUUUAUCCGUCCCGUCAACUUCAAAUCCACCACCUGCCAGUGUUGUUACAAACCGACCGGAUGUCUCAACGGUGUCCAGUAAUGGUGUUGCUGACCAUGAUGUUGACACUAGAGAAAUGGCAUUGUGCGAGAGUCAAUUGGAUUCGGCGUUGCCUCAGAUCAAGAGGGAGGUGUCCUCACCGUGCAGUGAGCAUCGGAUGUCCCCUGAACCGAAUGAAGACAUAUAUGGUCUUAAAAAAGUUAGCACUACAGAAAUGGCAUUGUGCGAGAGUCAAUUGGAUUCGGCGUUGCCUCGGAUUAAGAGGGAGGUGCCCUCACCGGAGGAGAGUCGGCUGUCCCCUGAGAUGAAGCCGAAAUUGGAACCAAAUGGAGACGUAUAUGGGCUUAACAAAGUUGACACUGGAGAAAUGGCAUUGUGCGAGAGUCAAUUGGAUUCGGCCUUGCCUCAGAUUAAGAGGGAGGUGUCCUCACCGUGCAGUGAGGAUCGGAUGUCCCCUGAGCCGAAUGAAGACAUAUAUGGGCUUAACAAAGAUCCACCUACAACCUCAAUUUUGGGUUCAAGAAGUCAACUGAGUCCUAUUGAUAAUACUACAAUUAAUACACCAUCUACUUCUAAAGUUUCCGAGAUGCCUUCGAGAAAUGCUGUGAAGUGUAAAAAUUAUCGUAACCGAAAAAAAAGUGCAAAUGUAAAAAUAAAAAAACCAUUAACGUCCGCAGAAAGGUCUCGGAUGUAUAGGUUGCGGAAAAAACAACUCGCUCAAGGAAUUAAAUCAUCUUUAAAUGAAGUUUGUACUCCACCAACUUUCAAUUCGCUAAUGACGUCUGAACAAUCGCCUCAGCCUGUUACUAAAGAACACCAGCACUUGAGGUACAACCCACUCAAGGACGAAUGGAUCCUAGUCUCGCCGCACAGAUGCCUUCGACCCUGGAGCGGGCAGACGGAGGAGCCGCCAGAUGACCCACCCCCCGACCCCAACAACCCGCUGAGAGCGGGCUCUGUUAGGGCCAACGGAAAGCGCAACCCCGACUACACCUCUACCUACGUGUUCCCGAACGACUUUCCCGCGCUUCUUCAGGGCAUACCCGGCCCCCCCGCCCCCGACCACCCCCUGUUCCAGGCCGCACCGGCGGAGGGCACGUGCAGGGUCAUGUGCUUCCACCCGGAUUCGGCCAUGACGAUACCGCUCAUGUCCGUGGAGGAAAUCCUGGCGGUAAUAGACGAGUGGGUGGCGCAGCUUAAGGAGCUGGGCCGCCGCUUCAAGUGGGUGCAGAUCUUCGAGAACAAGGGAGCCAUUAUGGGAUGCUCCAACCCCCACCCCCAUUGCCAGAUAUGGGCGUCCGGUUUCCUGCCGAACGAGCCGCGCAUCAAAGACAGAUGUCAAAGGGAAUAUUACAAAAAGCACGGAACGAACAUGCUAGCAGAUUACGUUCAGGAAGAGUUAAAGAAAAAGGAGCGUAUAGUGAUUGAGAACUCUGAAUGGGUCGCCCUGGUGCCUUACUGGGCGGCGUGGCCGUACGAGACCAUGGUGCUGCCGAAGAACGGCCGCACGCAGAGGAUGUCAGACCUGAGCGCAGAACAGAAGAGAGGAUUGGCGGAGAUAAUGAAGCAUCUGAACACGAAAUACGACAACCUGUUCCAGUGCAGUUUCCCAUACAGCAUGGGCUGGCAUGGCGCCCCUACCGGCCCCUGCACAUCCAGCGGGGACUCGCCCCACUGGCUGUUGCACGCGCUCUACCUGCCACCGCUGCUGCGCUCUGCCACCGUGAGGAAGUUCAUGGUGGGCUACGAGAUGCUCGCGCAGCCGCAGCGGGACCUCACGCCCGAGCAGGCGGCCGCACGCCUCCGCGGCUGCGACCAUCUGGUGCACUACAAGAAUAGAAAGAACGCCAAACAA